Rhipicephalus sanguineus (brown dog tick) is the source of this 1885-nucleotide messenger RNA. RefSeq names its product GRB10-interacting GYF protein 2. The record is from RefSeq and is a predicted model, not a curated record. Lineage: Eukaryota; Metazoa; Arthropoda; Arachnida; Ixodida; Ixodidae. Bases 203 to 1840 code for a protein of 545 amino acids. Gene Ontology annotation, molecular function: protein binding. The transcript has a single exon.
GCCUUGAGCGUCAACAUAUAGGGUCCAUUUGCAAUCACAAGUUUGUCGCGUGCCCGCACUCUGGCACUACACACAGAAAUAUCAGGAAAUUUGGGUGGGGUGGUCAAUUUAUCCCCUGGAUCUGUGAGUAAAAAAAUAUCGACUGAACAAAAUAAACUGAUUUCGCGGCAAUCACGCAUUGAAGCCCGUGUCCCACACAAUUAUGGCUGCGCAAUUUAUCCACGGCAUGUUUUGCGCGGCAGACGCGCGCGUGCACAGUAUCAGCAUCGCGGACGAGGAAAACGAGCCCUGCAGCAUGCCCGCACCCCGUGCACGUGCGGAGGGCGAGAAGCGGAGCACGUUCCGAGGCGAACAGGCGCCCAUGUCACCGAGGUCCCGAGAAUCCGCCGCGCUGAAUAAGGUCAGCGCAGUCUCCGGCCCGUCGGAAGGCCACAAAGCCAUGAUUCAAACGGUGCAGGAGAGAACUGGGGAGACAAACACCGAAUUCAAAUCUGGGACGCCACCGGACUCCUGCGACGAAGACUCCACUCUGACCAGAGUCCAGCUGCGCUCCGCCAAACCGUCCAAGCAACAACAAGCCUCGAUGCCCAACACGAAUGGCUCCCGCGAUUGCGAGCUCUGGCUCUACAAGGACCAGCUGGGUUGUGUGCACGGACCCUUCUCCGGUGCCUGCAUGUUCUCCUGGUUCGCCUCCGGGUGCUUCCGCAUGUCGUUGCCCGUGAAACGCACCUGCGACCGAGAGUUCCAGCUGCUUGGCCAGCUCAUGAACACCUUGGGCAGAUUGCCGUUCGUCGCCGAUCGGAGCUCGCCAAACCAACCGAACUGUAGCGCUGACAAACUCCAGGCCGCAGACACGCCGGUCGCACUGUCAUCAUCCGACUGCAGCCCUGGGAAUGAACCCUUGGAUUGUGACGACAAGCUCCUCAAAGACAGUCAGACUACGUUCAUUGACUCGCAAGAAAAACCGCGCGCAGUGGUAUCGAUCAAGGCCGCGCUACCUAUGACUGGAGAAACGCACCCAGCUGUUCCACCGGGGACGCGAGUUCGCCGUGCCGAACGCGUCAAAGCUGAACUGGGGUUUCGCGACACUGCAGAACCACUGGCUGAUGACAACCGCUCAAGAGGAGGCCCCAAAAAGGAAGUGAAGCAGCACGAAGGAGCUUGGGGAGGCUACAAGAAGUACCAGCCAGCAGCACGAAACUUCGUGUCGGCGACGCAACCAGCCGAUACAAAGAACGCGGUCUACCGCCGUACAUCCACCGCUGCAGUCGACACUCCUACUGCUCCGACGACCUGGGCCAAAGUGUGCCUGAAAGCGCCGACCAAGCCGCAGUUCGGACAUGGAUGGGGGGAUCCAGUUGGCGCGCCGGAGCCCGUUGCCAUCGAAAACAUGGUGCGGUUCCCAUCGCUCGGUGGCAAAGCCUUCGCGGAAGCCUCGCAGAACAAGACUAGGAACCAGAAGCAAGACCCGGCAUGGAUACGACGCGCAGCCGCGGACCAGGAUUUCACCCGCUGGUGUUACGACAGGCUCAGGAACCUUCCGUCGUACGUCCACGUGCCAACAUUCUUCGAGUUGCUGAGGGACGUCGACUCGAGCGCCGAAAUUGAAGAGUACGUUCGCCAACAUUUCGGCAACGGAGAAGAGGCCUCGCGCUUCGCACGUGAGUUCGUGCAGCGUCGGUUUCAAUGGAAGCAGUUGACGGGCUGGAAGAGUCCUGCUGAGCUGCGUGAGGCGACCGCCGGGGUUGACAUGGCACCGAAGGGCAAAAAGAAAGUGCAAAAGUUGAACGGCACCGCCCUAGGAUUCGUAGUGGCGGGAGAAGCUUUCAAGAAAGCUUGAAGGCUGCCUGUGCUGGCUGGUUGGACACUUUUUUUUUCUUUUUUU